This is a messenger RNA of Entamoeba invadens IP1, 819 nucleotides long. RefSeq names its product nucleotide-binding protein, putative. Gene Ontology annotation, cellular component: cytosol. The transcript has a single exon. Lineage: Eukaryota; Evosea; Mastigamoebida; Endamoebidae. The record is from RefSeq and is a predicted model, not a curated record. Bases 1 to 819 code for a protein of 272 amino acids. Gene Ontology annotation, molecular function: ATP binding; iron-sulfur cluster binding; ATP-dependent FeS chaperone activity. Gene Ontology annotation, biological process: iron-sulfur cluster assembly.
AUGACUGAAUUUAAGCCCGACACUGCUUAUUGUGGAGUCAGUCACAUCAAAAAUAUCAUCUUAGUUUUAUCAGGCAAGGGGGGUGUCGGAAAGUCAACUGUAGCAUCUUCGUUGGCACGCGCCUUUGCUCAGGCUGGGAUGAAGACGGGUAUAUUGGACAUCGACCUUUGCGGCCCGUCCAUUCCAAAGAUGUUUGGUGUUUCCGGCUCUGGUGUGUUCAAUGGGACGCAUGGUGGGAUAGCACCAGUAAAAGUAGAUGUGAGUGGUCACAAUUUAGAUGUGUUGUCUAUAGGAUUUAUGUUGUCGAACCCCGACGCACCCGUCAUUUGGAGAGGUCCAAAGAAGAGUGGAGCGAUCCAACAAUUCUUACAAGAUGUCGAAUGGGGCGAAAAAGAUGUUUUAAUCAUCGACACACCGCCAGGAACUUCUGAUGAGCACAUGACGAUUAUGCAAUUGAUUAAAGAAAGCAACAAGAAGACACAAGCAGUCUUAGUAACAACUCCGCAAAUUGUCUCUGUCAACGACGUCGAAAAAGAAAUCGACUUUUGCAAGAUGUCUGACGUCGAGGUGCUUGGCGUUAUAGAAAACAUGAGUGGGUACCUUUGCCCACAUUGCCAAACAACAACAAACAUCUUUUCUUCACAAGGCGGCAAAACCCUAGCUGAGAAGUACAACUUUAAGUUCAUCGGAACUAUCCCAAUCGAGCCAAAGGUGUGUAUGUCCGGCGAAACUGGUACAAACCCAUUCUCGGACCAACCGUCUGCUACCGCUCUUAAAGCGCUCACCUCGUUUGUUGAGGAAUUCAUCAAAACUGCUUAA